Molecule: messenger RNA, 357 nt
Organism: Brenthis ino (lesser marbled fritillary)
Lineage: Eukaryota; Metazoa; Arthropoda; Insecta; Lepidoptera; Nymphalidae
Source: the annotation of a GenBank genome assembly
AUGGAUUCAAAAAGCCGGGAAUCUGCCUCUAUGAUCCAAAUGUUUUUGGAGAAGAAGAUCAUGCUCACUCCUUCAACUAUGACCGACCGUCCUGUUUCUGACGCACCGUCUAAUAAGACUGAAGAAGAAGGAUCAGCUCAUUCACUAGGGGAAAAUCAUCCAACGCCUGCAGCGAGCCUUACGCCAUUUCAGAUUAGAUCUAUUCCAACUAUGGCUGCUCCUAAAACAGGCCGCAAACACAAAAGGAAGGAAUCAGACGUGUUGACGUCUACUCCCGUCAAAGCUGAACAAGCAUUAAAGUUUAAGAAGGCAAAUAUUAAGAAGACCAAGAUUUAUGAGUUAAGGCCCCAGAAAAAC